CUGCUCCUUCCUUUUGGUUUGUCUUUUCUAAGUGUUGUUUGUUUGGUUGUCAUGAAGUCACGUGAAUGCCUAAGCUCUCCUGCUUGCAUUUGCCUUUGCAUUUUCCCUUCUCUUUAAGACAGCUUUAGAACUCUGCUCAUUAGCCCCUUUUUACACACACAUUAACGUUGGUGUCUCCCCCCACUAUCCCUCAAACUUGCAGUUUUUGGCUGUUCAUUUGAUCUACAAAACCUGCCCCUUUUUUCUUAUUUCUACUCCAAUGAACCUAAACUCCUCUCCCAUAGAGCAAAUUAGUGAUGAUCAUCAUCAUCAUCAUCAACAACAACCUCACCAGCCCUUCGCCCCGAAUCCUUCCCCUUCCGUCUCGUGUCAUAUUUUCUUCAACUCCGCGACUCAAGAUCACACCGGAUAUAGUUAUGAUCGUCGCCAAUUUUACCACCCUCAGCAUCACUUGGAUGACAAUUAUGGCGCUAAUUACCACGGUGGAUCGACAUGCGAAAUCAAGAAUAAGGUUGAGGGUGGCCUUAAAUUGACUCUAUGGAAGAAAGAAGAUGAAGAGUAUAAUGAAAGCAUAGUAGCAGAUAAGAGUACUACAAAUCCUGUGAAGUGGAUGUCUUCCAAGAUGAGGUUGAUGCAUAAGAUGAAGAACCCGACGACGACUACCACGACCGAUCGUGUUGCUCUUAAGAUAUCGUCGAGCGCUACUGCCCCAACCAAGCUUGAGGAUCAGAAGCUGCAGCCUUCCUCUUCCCUUGAAACUGAUUUGAGCAGCAACAGUUUCCCAAGCAACAAUAACAGCCCAAUUAGGGUUUGUGCUGAUUGCAACACAACCAAGACCCCUCUUUGGAGAAGUGGUCCCAAAGGCCCUAAGUCUCUUUGUAAUGCGUGCGGGAUUAGGCAGCGGAAGGCUAGACGAGCCAUGGCGGCUCCUACCGAUCAGCCACCAGCAAUGAAGUUCAAAGUGCAACACAAGGAGAAGACUGGGAAAAAUGGGCAUGCCACACAGCUCAAGAAACGCUGCAAAACAGCGGUUGCUACGACUAGCACGGCUGGAUCGUCAUCGCCAUCCAACGGGCAGAAGAAGCUCGGAUUCGAGGAUUUCUUGAUCAAUUUGAGCAAGAACUUAGCAUUCCACAGAGUGUUCCCUGAGGAUGAGAAGGAUGCAGCAAUCCUGCUCAUGGCUCUAUCUUCUGGCCUUCUUCAUGGCUGAUAUUAACUAUUAUUCAAAAUUCAGGCUCAAUUUUUAUUUUGUUUCAUUAAUUCUUGAGUUAGAUAGAUAAGGUUAGCAUUAAUUUUAAUCAAAAUGUCUGAGAGUCUUAAAUUUUUGUGAUGGAUCGAUCACCAUGUAGGAGAUCAAGUGAGUGAGAUUUUAUUGUGUUUUUAGUUUUCCUUUUCUUUUUAAUAAGGGAAUUAUGCGUAAUAAAUUUGUGUGGCAGUAUUGUAAAACCUUUCGGACAAGUUGAUAACCUAAUAUGGAUCUCUUGUUCUUAUAUUUGUCCAGUUAUAUUAUGAAUUUCAAUCAUUGCUUUCAUUAA
Messenger RNA from Sesamum indicum (sesame), 1535 nucleotides. RefSeq names its product putative GATA transcription factor 22. Gene Ontology annotation, molecular function: sequence-specific DNA binding; zinc ion binding. The record is from RefSeq and is a predicted model, not a curated record. Lineage: Eukaryota; Viridiplantae; Streptophyta; Magnoliopsida; Lamiales; Pedaliaceae. Gene Ontology annotation, biological process: regulation of DNA-templated transcription.